Eptesicus fuscus (big brown bat) is the source of this 4083-nucleotide messenger RNA. It is a transcript of the gene TSTD2, whose product is annotated as thiosulfate sulfurtransferase like domain containing 2. Lineage: Eukaryota; Metazoa; Chordata; Mammalia; Chiroptera; Vespertilionidae. The record is from RefSeq and is a predicted model, not a curated record. The coding region runs from base 228 to 1814 and encodes 528 amino acids. The transcript has 10 exons.
UUUCCCAGCGUCCCUUCCGCUAAAAGUCUCAAAGACUUCCGGCGCGGCUGACGUCUCCAGCGUUCCUUCCUACGUAAACUCCAGGCGGGGCCUGCGGGACCCUGGGUGGUGAGCUGUGUUAAUUUUUAGGCGGAGACUGUUCGAUGAAGAAAGAUCUAAGAAAGGAUCUGGACGGGCAGGAAAUAGUUAACUGAAAGGAAUCUGCCCCACUGCUACAACCAAACCAGAUGCCUUCUUCGACUUCACCAGACCAAGGAAAUGACCUGGAGGCCUCUCUUUUAAGAUUUUCAGACUUGGAUUUGAAAGACACAAGUAUUAUCAAUCCCAGUAGCAGUCUUAAAGCAGAGCUAGAUGUCAAUACAAAGAAGAAAUAUUCAUUUGCAAAGAAAAAGGCAUUUGCCCUUUUUGUCAAAACCAAAGAAGUUCCAGCACCAUCUUAUAAAUGCAAAGAAAUAUGGUGGAAAUGCUGUCAGCAACUGUUCACGGGCCCCACUAGCAUCCAUAGACACGUGGCAACACAGCACGCUGAUGAGAUUUGGCACCAGACUGCUUCUGUUUUAGAGCAGCUCGCUGUGGCAUCGAGCACCUCAAAGAGCCUUAAGUCUGCCGACAAAAGGAACCCCCCGAAAGAGUGCCUUACUCGAAACCAUGAAGUGUCUGCUUGGCUCCCUGACAUUAGUUGCUUUAGCCCUGAUGAGCUGAUAAGUGGCGAGGGCAGUGAUGAAGGAGAGGUGUUACUUUAUUACUGCUAUCGUGACCUGGAGGACCCCCACUGGAUCUGUGCCUGGCAGACAGCUCUGUGUCGGCACCUGCACCUCACAGGCAAGGUGCGAAUUGCUACCGAAGGAAUCAACGGGACAGUUGGUGGAAGCAAAUUGGCCACCAGACUCUAUGUGGAAGUCAUGCUUUCCUGCCCAUUGUUUAAGGAUUAUCUGUGUGAGGAUGACUUUAAGACCAGCAAAGGAGGAGCUUGCUGUUUUCCAGAGUUGCGUGUUGGUGUAUUUGAAGAAAUUGUGCCUAUGGGGAUCAGUCCCAAUAAGAUCUCCUAUAAAAAGCCUGGAAUCCAUUUAACCCCAGGUGAAUUUCAUAAAGAAGUAGAAAAGUUUUUGUCUCAGGCAAAUCAAGAACAAAGUGAUACUAUCCUCCUGGACUGCAGAAACUUCUAUGAAAGCAAAAUAGGACGCUUCCAGGGCUGCUUAGCCCCAGACAUCAGGAAAUUCAGUUACUUCCCUAGCUACGUUGACAAAAACCUAGAACUUUUCAGAGAGAAGAGGGUACUGAUGUAUUGCACUGGGGGCAUCCGUUGUGAGCGGGGUUCUGCUUACCUCAAAGCCAAGGGAGUGUGCAAGGAAGUGUUCCAGCUCAAGGGUGGCAUCCACAAGUACCUGGAAGAGUUUCCUGACGGUUUUUACAAAGGGAAAUUGUUUGUUUUCGAUGAGCGUUAUGCCUUGUCCUACAACAGUGACAUAGUGUCAGAAUGUUCAUACUGUGGAGCCCCAUGGGACCAGUAUAAACUCUGCUCCACUCCCCAGUGCCGCCAGCUCGUCUUGACCUGCCCCGCCUGUCAAGGACAAGGACUCACAGCCUGUUGUAUCACAUGUCAAGACAAAGGGAGCAGGCCAGCUUCAAGCCCUACCCAGAACAGCUUUAAAGAGGAAUGUGACUGUACAGCCCGACGGCCACGCAUACCCAGUGAACUUCCACAGCAGGCGCUACCCACCCUGAGCCCAGAGCCAAGACCUGAUGUUGCUGAGGAUGGGCCCUGCUUGUGUGAGCGGCACCGGCAGCAUUUCCCUGAGGCUUCACAAAGCUAGGUUCGAGGCAGCCAUGUAUCUGGGAAUAGCCAGGCUGCAGCAACAGAGAAAUGGGGAACUUGGGUGCUGGCCAAUGACACCGUGGCAAACUGGCCACCUAUUGGCCACUUAUACUUCAUAAGAGAGAAGAGGGAGUUGGUGCUGACCACUUACCUGAGACAUUCUGACUCAGAAGAUGCUAGAGCACUGGAAAAGGUGAGCUGUGUGGGAUCCCAUAGCAGCUGAGGAAUAGAGCCUUGAUCCUGGCGACCAGGUCAUGCCUUUUCUGUGCCAGGUGUCAGGGCUGCUAGCAAUCAUUUUUCUUGUCAUCAUACCUGUCUGUCCUGAUGGCAAAAGUGUGAAAGCUGUGACCCUGGAAGUAGACUCCUUGGAACAAGUCCUAUUAGUCCCCUGCCAUCCACCCCAACCCUCACCUCGUCUGUUAGCCUGAGUGCACUAGACCGGGAUCUAUAAACUACGGCAUUUGGCCCAUCUCCUGCUUUUGUAAAUAAAGCUUCAUUGGAAUAGCCACACCCAUUUUUUAACAUAUGAUUUAAGACAGACUUAACCUUUUGCACUCGGAUGUCGAGUGUGACUCGACACGGUUAGCAUCGGUAGCAGCUCGUAUGUCGAAUUGUAUUGAAUGUAUCAAUAAUUUGAAAUAUAAAAAAAUCCAAAUAAAUAAAUUUGUAUGAAAAGAAACUCCAGUUUUUUAUUCUACUGCCACGCUUUGUAAAAUCUGGGGUAUUUAAAAAAUUAAAUCCCGAGUAGAAUAAAGGAAUCGAGAAAAAAGCAAGCGAGUGCAAAGGGUUAAGUAUUUACAACAGAAAAGUUAUGGCCUGAAAAACCUAUAUUUAUUAUCUGUUCCUUUACAGAAAAAAAUUGCCACCUUUUGGUCUAAACCACAAGCUCGACUGAUUGAACAGAUGGUCAUAAAGAUGUGGCUCACCUUCAUUUUUUAUUGAUUUGGUUUUUAACAGAGAUCUUCCCCUAGUAGUCUCUGCUUUCCCUAGCAGCCACCACACUUUGCUUUUAAGUAUUUUCUUUGAGGGAUUCAGAUUAGCUUGAUGACACAUAGGGGCAGUUUUUACACCAGUGGUUUGGGAUACAAGACAUUCUGAGUGAGGUCAUUCAGCACUGCCGUGGUUUCCCGGCCUUGUCGGGUGUGUGUCCCUGUCACACAGGUCCCAAAAAACACAUACGCAGCCAUUCAUAGACCAACAGAUUUAAUGUUAAAUUGCAGUUUCCAGUGAUGCAGAAUACAGCUGCAAUUGUGUUUCAAGGAGAAGCCGGUGGUGCCACUCCUGGGUCCAUCUGCAGCCUCGUAGACACUCUUCCACAGAGGUGGCUCCACCUCUGGUUACCCUGCACAGUCACGGCAUCACAGUUCAGUGUGCAAGACUUCUCCUUUCUCGUCAAAAGCCUCUCUGCUCAGUGCUCUGCAGCAGUCUGUUCGUCAGCUCUUUGGCCUGGCCUUGAUCAGAAGAUUUAUCCUAUCACUCAUGAAUGUAACUUCCCAAGCAACAGAAAUACUAGCUCGACUGGCACUGUGGUAUGUUAAAAGGCACAAGGGCAUGGUGGCUUCACAUUUUUGCUGGAUCCCAAGAAGUGCACAUGAUGUUAAAGGGAUGCGGCAGAGAUACCAAAAUUACGUUUUCAGAAUCAUCAUCUUGGGAUAGUUUGGCCAGGGUUUCCUAUCUUUACUAUCUGGGUCUUCCCCAUUGGCUUUCAGAGGCUUAACUUUUUAAUUAAGAUUAGCAGUGACAUGUAUAGUAAGUGCUGCCACAUGUAGUUGCAAGUCUGUCAGCAUAGACUGGAAAUUUAUCCCUCUAACGUUUGACUUCAAGUAAGCCAUUAGCCCACUGUGCGAUACAGAAAGGUGUUUCCAAGUAUUUGGCCACAGGGUUUCAUAUCCACCAUAAGGUUAGCAUUCGAUAAAGGAAAACAUUCUGACUCCGGUGUUAAAUUAUAAAUAAACCCCAGAUGCCAUAAAGAACACUCAAGGAGCUGUUUGUUGCCUGGGAUUGGUAAAGACAAGAUCGUUUUUGAAACUUGGAAUUUCCUCAUAUCCAGCAAAAGGAAUCUCGUGUUCUUUGAUUCCUGGCAGAGCUCAGUGGCUUCAGUCUUUCUGUCUUUCUUGAGGGGAAAAAUUGUGUUCUUGAUCCAGUAAUCAAUUUGGCAACUUUAAUAUUGAGGUUCUUGGAUUUAAAGGAGGGUUAAUAAAAAAAACCUGUUGUGCUGGCUAAAUAGCCGAGAUCAAAUUUGUAAUAAAGUAUUGUAUAAUGCUUCU